AUGGUGCUUAUUCUCUCAAUCGUUGGCGGUGAGGAGAACCGCAAGGCUGAUAAUAAAAACGAGAGAUACCAGGUAACUACAUUCAAGGGGCACCUUGCGGUGUUUUACGACAGUCGUCAAGCACCACCCGAUCCCCUGGAUGCGGAAACGGAGUAUCAAAACACAUCGUUGGAUGACUCCUCCCAGACCCCGUUCUUCGUGACCUCGUUCGACGGGUUGAUUGAUGGCAGGAAAGAGGAUGCAUCUCCCAGGGCGAAUGGAGAGCCUGAUGUGCUAGAGGUACUUAUGGCUGAUGUGGGAACGCGUGUCGCAGCACGAGAGAACGUCACCAUCGUUAACCGAGGUGCUCAUGCUGAAGUAUUUGUAGAGAGAAUUCUUCGAUCACUUCAGAAGAGCAUAGAAGGAUCCGCCGAGAAUGCAAUGCAAAUUGUCGCGGAUGAAAUAGCAAAGGAGAAGCAGAUGCAGCGCCUUCUCCAGCUGGAAAAUGAAUCCAACGUGCAUGCCAUAAAAGAAUACGCCAAGGUCACCAAAGAAGUGGAGAAUACUCCUUCUGCGAGUGUCAAGUUCUCUGCCAAUCUGUCACGGAAGUUGCGGAAACUUCGAAAAGAACAUAAGUUUUUGCUCGCUUCUGGAAAGAAGGCUGCGGAACGGUUUACUUUGCUGACUGCUGCGCACCAUGGCGAGCUUGUGCCUCCAUGUACAAAAGGCUCCAGCCUCAUACCAGAUGCUUUUUCGAAGCUGCCUCCGAUGCGUUUUCCCCCCCCAAGCCCAACAUCACGCCGUACACGUUUUUCAAGUGGCAGAAACUCUUACUAUGGCUCACGCCUUCAGCGGAGGUCAACAUUCAGCGUCUUGGAAGUGCUUGGUGAUCUCACUGAUGGGGAGCCUGUGGAACCCCUUGCAGGCAAUGGUUGGGGGAAGGAAGGACAGUAUUACGUCUUUAAUGGAGAAUCAUCCGUGAUGGCGCUUCCAGGAAUACCAAAGUUUGAGGAUGUUGUGAAGGGGUUGUUACUAGAUUUCUGGUUCCGAAUUGAUCCAGGUGAAUCGGUUGAAAAACGUGUACUCAUUCAUAUCAUGGAUGGGCAACGUGCGGAUCUGGGCCAGUUGUUCCAAAUUAGUUUAAACCGUUAUGAGGAGAUGUCCGAAGCCAUUUGUGUUUACGUCCGGGAUGGUACCAACCGGGUACUAGAGUGCAUGAUGCCGUUGAGAGAGCGUCUCCCCUCUUCGACUGAUGAGGAGCCCUUUCAUCACUUUAUGAUCAACGUGCAGAGUCUCGAAGAAGGCAAUUUGGAGUGUGUGUUUGAUGGCCGUCCUGCUUCGCUGCAAAUUGUGCAGCAGGAAUACCCUAUAUUUUUCAAUGCCUGGCCUCAUCGUCUGUUUGUUGGUGGUUAUCUGGAUGAAUCAAACUCACCAUGUUGUGUAUUUCGUGGGACGAUUUUUGAGGUACGCUUUGGGGUAGGCACUGCUGAAGGAUACAAGCCGGUUGUUCGAUGGCCACUGUUUGUAGAAGAAGGAAAGUUGAAGGAAGCUACACGAACCAUUCCUGCAGAACAUCUUGAAACAUUAUUGGAUCUUGAGAAACAAACAGGUGUUCUGCCACGCAGCGCCCCUUCUUUGGAUGGAAACCUUGUUGUGAAUUUGGGCACACUUGGUAUCCUUGGGGAGCUGAUGCAGAAUUGGAGAGUAGAAAUUCGCUUCAGGACAGUUAUUAACAACCGUGCGAUGAGUCUGAUUGGUGUGACGGACAGACAAGGCAGGAUGCAGGAGUUCGGUAUUGUAAUGAACACGGAGCCUGUUUUUGGAAAAGAGCGAUUCCGCUUUCAUGAGUAUAACGUAACUUUCUAUCUUGUUGAUGCAUUUGGCGCAUGUUGUUCAGCGUUGCUUCGAGGGAGUGAGCAUCAGAACCUAAUGGAUGGCCAGUGGCAUACAAUAGUUUGGAAGUGCAUUGACAGUGAGGCAAACACCUACAGAGUCAAGGUUGAUGGUGUGGCUCAGGAGCUCCUGUAUCUUGUAAGGGAGGGACCAAGAAAGUUCCUUCCAUUUGUCGAUUGGGUGUGUCUCGGUGGUCAUAACACGCGCAACUAUAAGGUUAAACGACCUUUCUUUGGUGAGAUUUGUCGCUUCUUCGUAUCUGUUCGUGGAGUUCCCCUUGCAACGUUGAACAUGGACGAGGGACCAGGGGCAUAUGUGCUACAGGACCUUUCAGGCCGUCGGAAUCAUGGGCUUCUCAUCAGCCCAGUGACCCACGUUGUCCGUCGCAGCGAUGUCUUUUGGUUUCCACAGAUGGACGAGAGAGACUCCUACGGUACCGACAUUUCAGGACAGGGUGAAAUAAUUAUCCACAAGAAUAAUGAGGUGUCUCUGGCCGCCGUUGUAUUUACAUGUGAUUUCACUGCGGCAGGUGUCGCGCGCGAAGUGGCCUAUGACAUUUUGGGAGGAGUAAAUGUCGAGCUAGACGUGGUUGAGAAUCACAUCUCUGACACGCGACCACAAUGGAAGACAUGGCGAACCCUGCCCAACAGCUGUUUCAGGUCAGUGGAUACCCUCGUGCAGUUUGAAGAGAUAAUCAAUAGCGCACUCGCCGCAGAUAAGCCUCUCGGUCACUUUAUGUUUGUUAUCCGAAUCGGUGACUGUCAUGUAACGCUUUUGAAUCUUCAUGGCCCGGUGCUUCCAUUAGACGCCACAUACAACCGUAGCAUGCUCAAAUGGCAGUAUGCAUACGCUGUUUCAGGUACCAAGGGACGACGGGAAAUUUUGCUCAAUCAGAUGGUGCAGGGCGUAGAGGGUGUUCUUGUGAGCGACACACUGAAACCCUUCACAACCGCAAAAUUGGGCCCAUUGAAUGUCAGCGGAAAGACUAUUGUGUCGGAGGAUAUGAUUCGAUCAAUGCAGAACAGUGGAAAGCCAUGGUUUCUCUGCGCCGUGCUGCACAACUAUCUUCUUAACGCUGAAAUGGGCUCCAACCUUAACAUCAUUCAUCACUUUAUGGAUCACCUCACAGCUGACGAGGCGGCAUCCAUUGCACUUUUCAACAGGCGUCUGUGUAAUGGAACAAAGGAGAAGGCAUCAAUCAUGAUACAACGCAACUGGAGGGCGCGACAAGCACGUCAAGAAGCAAUGCGAUUAGAGAGUGAAAAACAAAUACGAGAGCGGAAGGUGGAGGAGAUAUGUGCACUGCGCCUGAAUCCUAUUGUAAAAGCAAAGACAAAGCUCUCUGCACUUCUCAUUACGUUGCACCAGGUUGCAUGUGAGGCGGUCAAUCCUAUCCAAGACAACAUUGACGAGCUGUCCGAUAUGUUGACCAGGCAGGGUUACGUGGUCAAUCACAUACCCAAUGCAGAGAAGCCCGUAUUAAUGAAGGCUCUUUCAGAAAUCGAUGAGGAUGCGUCGAGCUUUGUGUACAUCAGUGGGUAUGGUGGGAUGAUGUCAAUCCGCCAGCCGCUAAUUGUCUCGCUGGAGACUCUCCAUAUUUCUAUUUGGGAAGGCGCGCAGCGAGCUGCGCUUGAAGGGGAGAGCGGGGUGAUGUACCGAAGGCUCAUGCAGGCAUUUAGGGAAGAACUUCCUCCUCCAAAGGUUCGAAAAAUGAAGCGCAAAAAAACUUCGGUGAUGAACAAGAAGAUUAUGCAGGAAGCAGAAUUGGCUGCGCGGCAACAAGAAGAGUUGUUCCGCAUGUCUGUCGCGGAAACCGAAAAGGAGGAGGAAAACAUGCGUGAAUUGACUUCGGAGGAGUAUGACACUGAAGUGAUGAUGAUAAUUCGCGAAAUGAAGCUAGCCAUUGAGGCAACCGAAGAGUAUGAGCGCACAUAUAAGCGGGAUCCUCAAGGAAUGAACUUUAUCCUUCCAUGUGAGGCAAAGCUUGUCGAGCCAUACGCGAGCACCACUUACAGUGUGGAGGAGUUGCUGCACAUUAUUCUUCAGCGCAGCAUGCCCCCAAUGGGGCUACAGCGAAUCGUUGCUUUUGAUCUGGAGCCCGUCACACCAAUGGCAUGUGGCUUCGCGUGUGUGGCGAGCAGCGCAGGCUACACGCUGAGAUUCCCAUACAAGCCUCAGCAGCGCCGCAUCUUGUCGAACGUUCUCCGGAAGGCCUUUGACGGUCGCCUACCGUGCGUCCCCGCCCAUUCCAGGUAUGCCGUGCUGAAGGGCGGCAUUGAAACGGACUCCUCUGAAAGAGACUGGAGGUCCUUUGCGACGUACGUGGUGUCGAAGAUGCAAUCUGUUUGCAGCAGAGAGGCGUUCAGAGCCCUGCGUGAAGAACUUGAUCGUGAGGUGCCGUUCACUGCGGAACUGAUUCCGGUGCGAAACAUUGUUCUGGAUUCCGACGGCCGAGAGCGGUUGCGCCGCGAGAGGGAGGCCAAGGAGAUAAACGUUGUUAUGCGGUAUGGAAUGGGGAGCUCUCAUGUGCAGUCGGAUAUGUUCAGCGUAUUCAAAAGCAUUAUCACGUUCGGUGGCCCCUUGAAGGAAAUCUCGUUCAAGAACACGAUUUACAUUCUGUUUACGUGCAACAACAAAGGCAUUGAUGGUCUUAUCAAAGAGGCGCUCAUUCAGGAAAUAGAGAAAUGCCGUCCAGCCGGAUGCGGCCUCACCAUCAGUGUUGGCAUCACCUCUAGAGGUGCCCGCCUCGUUUUCAACAGCAGUGAGUCUUCAGACAAGGCGCAAAUAACGCACUGGAUCAACAGCAUCGUGGUACGGAGCUUAAGGUGGCAACUUCCCGUGGGGUACCUUUUCAGUUACCGCAUGCUGGAAGUGGAUCAUGUCGAAUACCUGUACGAAGUGAAGAGUACGUGUUCCUUACGCAAGUUCCGCAUGCUGCAGAAGCAGCAGCACGAGCAGCCUCUUCCGAUCCCGUAUGUGUGCUUUCUGGGCUGCGAAGCCCUCACUUCAUAA
This is a messenger RNA of Trypanosoma grayi, 4884 nucleotides long. RefSeq lists its product as hypothetical. Lineage: Eukaryota; Euglenozoa; Kinetoplastea; Trypanosomatida; Trypanosomatidae. Bases 1 to 4884 code for a protein of 1627 amino acids. The transcript has a single exon. The record is from RefSeq and is a predicted model, not a curated record. Gene Ontology annotation, molecular function: protein binding.